Fibroporia radiculosa is the source of this 1020-nucleotide messenger RNA. RefSeq lists its product as uncharacterized. NCBI's taxonomy places the organism in Eukaryota, Fungi, Basidiomycota, Agaricomycetes, Polyporales, Fibroporiaceae. Gene Ontology annotation, biological process: nucleotide metabolic process. Gene Ontology annotation, molecular function: ATP binding; ATP:ADP adenylyltransferase activity. The coding region runs from base 1 to 1020 and encodes 339 amino acids. The transcript is spliced from 6 exons. The record is from RefSeq and is a predicted model, not a curated record.
AUGCCUCAGACUCCAGUCGAGAUCAUCUCGAAAUUACCCGCAAGUUUCAAGAAAGCACAGGAUUCUGGUGAUCUAUUAUUUUUCCCAUCAUCGGUGCACGAAUACGAUGAAGACGGUGUAAAGUUUGAGAUACGGCUAUGUCCCGCUCUGCAGAAGAAACCCCAUCUACCGACCCCGCAUUUUGAAGUCGCCGCACAGCUAGAGUCCAGCAGACCUGACCCAUUCUCCCCGCCUUAUGUCCCAAACCUCUACCUUGGCGAGCUGCGAGACGAGGAGGAAGGUGCGGAAUAUGUUGUCCUGUUCAAUAAAUACUCGGUGGUGCCGCACCAUAUCCUCAUGGUGACCAAAGAAUAUCAAUCGCAGACAUCCCCGCUACAUCCCAGUGAUCUGGUGCAAGCGUAUCGUCUUUUGAUUGCCGGACAGAAGGCUGGUAGACGUUUUUUCGCAUUCUACAACUGUGGCGACCUCAGUGGUGCCAGCCAGCCACACAAACAUAUUCAGCUCAUCCCGCUCGAGGACGACGGUCCUCCCAUCGAGAGAUUAGCGAGAGCGAUGAAGGUUGAUUACCCAGAUAAACCAUUUGCGCUGACACAACUGCCUUAUGCGAAUCACGUUCGCCGGCUGCCCACUCAUCUGGCAUCUGGAUCAUACGACGAGCUUGAGCGUACACUCGCUGACGCUUUUCUCUCGUUGCUCGACCUUACUAUAUCCACUGUACGACGCGAUCCUACCUAUCCAGCUGGCACCCCAUCUUAUAACGCCAUACUCACGCUCGAGCACAUGUACCUUGUCCCGAGGAGGAAGGAGAACCACAUCCUCAGUGAGACGAGCGAACCGCUGAGCGUGAAUGCGCUUGGAUAUGCGGGUAUGUUGCUCGUGAAGAGUGAUCGCGAGCUGGAGGCGGUUAAAGCCGAAAGCGUCCGGAAGAUUCUGAGAGAUGUGGGUCUAGAGAGCGUGCACGAGUUGCUGGUCAAUGAUCAUGUGGAAGACGUAAAUAAUUCGAUACAGGAUGCUGUUUGA